This is a messenger RNA of Nicotiana tabacum (common tobacco), 684 nucleotides long. Lineage: Eukaryota; Viridiplantae; Streptophyta; Magnoliopsida; Solanales; Solanaceae. The record is from RefSeq and is a predicted model, not a curated record.
AUGAAGAAAAAGAUGAAGUUAGUGAUUUGCCUGCAUUCCUGAGAGUUUUCAUUUGAGCAGCUCAGGAUAGCUACAUCUGCAUUUGCUGUAGAGAAUAUAGUUUCGGAACAUGGUGAGAAAGCUCCAAAUGUUGUUUAUAAAGGAAAGCGAGAUUGGACAGCAAGCUUCCUUAAGGCAUGCUGUACAGCUACUAUCACCAGCCAGUGUAGUCGCCAAAAUGAACGGCCGUGACAAAAUCUGCAAGAUGGAUCUAGAAGAAGUAAAUACAUUGUAUCUUGAUGCGAAAUCAUCUGCCCGACUUCUUCAAGAGCAACAGGAUAGAUACAUCUCAUGAGAAACUGUACCGUAAUAUCCUGUUCAUUCUUAAAUCUGGACGCUAUAGCUUUGUUCGUUGAGGUGCUCGUAUCCAAAUUGCAUUUUGCAAGUCAAUUUGUUUCAUUUAAGGAUGUGGCUGUCUUCUGUAACUGAUGUUUCAUUACGUUAAGCGUACAUUCUAGCCCGUUGCGGUGAGGUGACUCCUGUGUAUUUGAUACUCUUGCUAAAAAUGUGUGGUGCGGAAUUUUUUCAGUAAUGGCUGUUUGUUACAAGAUACUUACAUUAUCCUAACCCUAAACCUGUUAGAUAAUGAUCUGGUUUUUCGACAUAUUUUGAAGAUGAAUUUAUUUUCUUCUCCAAUUUAAGUUA